Ochotona curzoniae (black-lipped pika) is the source of this 2607-nucleotide messenger RNA. RefSeq names its product DNA polymerase nu (gene POLN). The record is from RefSeq and is a predicted model, not a curated record. Gene Ontology annotation, biological process: DNA-templated DNA replication; double-strand break repair. Gene Ontology annotation, molecular function: DNA-directed DNA polymerase activity; DNA binding. NCBI's taxonomy places the organism in Eukaryota, Metazoa, Chordata, Mammalia, Lagomorpha, Ochotonidae. The transcript has 24 exons. The coding region runs from base 7 to 2607 and encodes 866 amino acids.
GUGAGCAUGGAGAGCUGUGAGCCGUGUGUAGGCUUUGGUCUCAGUGAGCGCCCCCUCUCCAGCGUUGCUCAGAAGAUCCUGGCGGCCAUGCGUUCAGGUGGUUUAGUUGAUGGUGACGAAGGGGGAGACAGGACAAAUAGAGUGAACAGCGAGCCUGGUGCUGAGUGCUCAGGCCUCCAUGUAGGUGGGAAGAAAGAGUCGCCCGGGCAGAAGAAUCCCUGCUGUUUGGUAGGCCAGACUUCAGGCAGUCCCCAGGAGCCGUCUGCCCCGUCCUCCAGCAUCUGGCUGACAGAGCAGCUGUCCACGGAUCGGCCACAGAAGAGCGGCCACUCCCCGGCUCUCUCCAGGUGUCUGCUUAGACAGUGGAGUCCAGAGGCUUCCGCCCUGCAGGACACGGAGUGUGCACGAAGGCGUUUCCUAACAGGAAAUGGAAAUGAGAAUAAAAGGAAACACGGUGCAUGUAAUAAUUCCUCAGAGGGAGCACAGAAGCAGACGGUGCUGGACGGAGGUGUGGAUGAGUUUGAGACCCAGCCGGACGCAGGGGCCUCAGGAGCCCAUGAAGGAGGCCUUGGUGAUACUAGGUACUUGGAUGACUGGACCAGAAAACAGCUUCUCGGAAUGCUCCAACAGGCAGGAGCCGUGGUGGCCACUCUGCUAUACAGGGAUGGCUCAACACAGCUCAGGGCCGACCAGGCUCUCCUGUCCUCUGUCAAAGGAAUCGUGGUGUUCCUGAAGGGCCAGGAGCGAGGCAGCCACACCCGUCCAGCCGCCACAGCCUCGAGGGGCAUGCUGCAGCACGGCUGGUGCGUGUAUGUACACACAGCGCCUUCUCCCGCCGGGGGCCCGGAGCAGGAGGCGCAGCUGCAGUUUGCCAGGCACGUGCUGCUUCAAAUACUGAGGUGCAAGGUUCCUGUUGUUUGCUUCAAUGCUAAGGACUUUGUGAAAACGGUGCUGCAGGUUUUUGGUGAUGGCAUCAGUUGGAAGCAUGUUGCUGACUUUGUAGGCCUUGACCCCAGAAUUGCUGCAUGGCUUAUAGACCCCAGAGAUGCCACACUCUCCUUUGAAAAGUUAGCGGCAAAAUACCUUGAGAAAUCCGUCACAGUUCAUGUGGGCAGCACUUACAGGAACUCCUCGAGAAGCGUGGUGAAUCAGAAUGUAUGUGUGAAUCUGAGGCUACUCCACAGACUUACCAUGCAGCUUUGUUCCCAACUGAAGGCUUAUGGUCUAUGGCAACUGUUUUGGACUUUGGAGCUUCCUCUGAUACCAGUAUUGGCAGUGAUGGAAAGUCACAGCAUUCAGGUGGACAUAGACGAGAUGAAGAGGACAUCGACCCUGCUUGGGGCCCGUCUCAGGGAGCUGGAGCAAGAAGCCCAUUUUGUGGCGGGCGAAAGGUUUCUCAUAACGAGUAGCAGCCAGCUGCGAGAGAUUCUCUUCGGCAAGUUACAGCUGCACCUGCUGAGUCAAAGGGCUCUCCCUAGAACAGAGCUGCAGAGGCAGCCGUCCACAUCGGAAGCCGUGUUAAACGCUCUGAGAGACGUUCAUCCACUGCCCAAGAUCAUUUUGGACUAUAGACAGGUUCACAAGAUCAAGUCGACGUUUGUUGACGGAUUGCUAGCAUGUAUGAAACAGGGCUCCAUCUCCUGCACGUGGAAUCAGACUGGAACGGUGACAGGAAGGCUGUCUGCCCAGCAUCCUAAUAUCCAAGGUAUCUCCAAGCACCCAAUUCACAUUGCUAAACCUCAGAAUAUUAAAGGUGACGAAGAUGAGAUCCCCGCCAUCUCCCCGAGGGCCAUGUUGGUUUCUUCUGCGGGCCACAGCUUCCUGGCAGCAGACUUUUCACAGAUCGAGUUGCGCAUUCUUGCACAUUUGUCUGGGGAUGAGGAACUCCUGAAGUUAUUCCAGGAACCGGAGGGAGAUGACGUGUUUUCUACUCUGACCGCACAGUGGAAGGAUAUCCCUGUGGAACGCGUGACACACACGGACAGAGAGAAGACCAAAAAGGUGGUGUACUCAGUGGUCUACGGAGCAGGAAAAGAGCGGCUUGCUUCCUGCCUUGGCGUGCCCCCUCAGGAAGCUGCACAGUUUCUGGAGAUGUUUUUGCAGAAGUACAAAAAGAUCAAGGACUUUGCCCAAGCGACCAUUGCUCAGUGUCACCAAACAGGCUAUGUGACAUCCAUCAUGGGCAGAAGGCGGCCUCUGCCGAGGAUCCACGCACGGGACCAGCAGCUCCGGGCCCAGGCAGAGCGCCAGGCUGUGAACUUUGUGGUGCAAGGCUCGGCUGCAGACCUCUGUAAGAUGGCGAUGAUCCACAUCUUCACCGCAGUCGCCACGUCGCCCUCCUUGACAGCCAGGCUGCUGGCCCAGAUCCAUGAUGAGCUGCUGUUUGAGGUGCAGGACGCGCAAGUCCCUGAGUUUGCAGCUCUCGUCAGAGCAUCCAUGGAAUCCUUGCCACAGGCGCAGGCACUGCAACUCCGGCUGCAGGUGCCCUUAAGGGUGAACCUGAGGGUUGGCCGCUCAUGGGGACACCUGGCACCACUGCAGGAGGCCUGGACCCCAGGCUCAGCUCGUCACCCUGACUCUCAGCAACAGCACCUGCCCCCAGCAUAG